AGAUCAUCUCCGACUGUUCGACUGGCUUGAAGUAAAAAAAGCUAAAGAAAUCUUUCAAAGUUUUAAUAAGAAGAAGUGAAAACUUUGUGAAAUUUAAGUGCAUUUUCUUUCUUGCUGAACUUUGCUGGAAAAAAAUAUUUAACGAAAAUGGUUUACGAUACCGAUUACUAUACAAGCCGUCGUCCUGCUUAUUCACGACCAACAAUUUCAUCUUACACUGUUACGAGACGAGAAGUGCCUUGGGAAAAGGUUCCAUUUGUUGCCCGUCCCAGUUUGAUUGCGGACCCUGUAACGGCUUUUGGAAAGCGUAGACCAUUAAAUCCUAAUUCUGACAUGAGACAUGAAGGAUCGAUCGUUGACAAAUUGAAGAAAGAAAUCAGAGCGAAACCCGAAUCACAAUUGCGACCUUUAGAACCAUACAUGUCACCUCGCGACCAUACAAGAGAAAAAAGUGGUUUAUCCAAUCCUCGUGUAUACUCGAGUUUGAAUGAGACACCGUCAACACGUCAAUCUUCUACAUCUUACUCUUACUCGUCAACAACCGAGAACUCUUCAUCAUCAAGAGAUGGAUCGAGACCUACACGAUCAAAUUAUUCAUCAACAACUGAACGUCGCAGCACUGGGGGACCAGGCGGUUAUUCGUAUGAAAGCUCAACAUCAACGGGAAGCGGUCCAGGAGGUUACUCAUACAGUUCAAGUCGUUCAGGCCCUUAUGGUACUCGCUAUUCCUCAUUCAGACCUUAUUUCGACCCUAUUUUCGAUGACAGCUACACGACUACUUAUAAAUACUAUUCUCCAAUUCGUGUGACACCAACUUAUUCUCGAGUUGGUAGCUAUAUAACUCGUCCAUCAUUUAGAUUCAGUUAUGAUGCUGAUUAUCCAGAUGUCUCAUAUUUUGGUUACAAUAGAGUCAUUCCAAUUCCAAUGACAAGAAUCGCAACCACAUCAUCAAAUGUCUAUCGGGAACGAUUGUCACCAAUAAGAAUUAUUACACCUUCUGCUCGAAUCUUCCGUCGAGAUGUUGCAUCACCAGUUCGUCUCGUAACUAGUCCCGCACAUAUUGUCAAUAUUCGAGUGAGACCAUCUGUAUUGAGUCGUGAAUUUGAUCGCAUCGAACGUAAAUAUCGCUCAAGUCCAGUCGGUGUUAACGAUACGGAGGAAUAUCUCAACUCUCCCUACACUAUGAACUUCAACGAUGAAACCCGUGAAAUUCGCGCAUCAACACGAAGACUGUUGAAAGAGGUUCAUGAACCUGUUAGACGCUCACAAAGUCUUCCACCUCGUUAUGCGCGUGGUUCAAGUGUUCAACCAGCUUAUAGCAGAUACGACCCUGCUUUGAUAGACAAAUACGGAACUGGUCUCGACAAUGAGUUCUAUGUCAACAAGAAUAUUUUGAGACCGACUAGAAAAGUCAGAGAUCAAAUUGAAAUCUUGUCAAACAUCAAAUACCGGGAACCACCAAGACGUUACUCUGGAAUAAGUCACUUGGCCUCAACAAGAAUUGUAGGUGAUAAGCCCUACUAUACGCGUAAUUCAUUGAUGCGUGAAUUUGAAUUGUCCGAUUAUAGCAAUGAAGAGGUUCGCAAUCAUAUAAAUCUACUUUCUUUCUAUGCAAAGAAUCGUGAUCUUGUCGCUGCUGAUGAUUCAGAUGAUGCAACACAAUUGGGUCUCGACCCAGCCCGGCCUUCGCGCAAGUUCAACGAACAAAAACUUAUUGAAGACCCAGCUGUCGUUCGUAAGGAAAUCGAAAAUUUGAAAGCUUCAAAUCGUCUUGAGAAAGUAACGGAAGCUGAUGAGGAUAUGGAAAAGAUUCGUCAGAAACGUUUAGAAGAAAGACGAUUGAGAGAAGAACAAGCUUUAAUGGAAGAAGCUAUAAAACAGAAGGAACAAGCGAAGAAAGAAGCAGCUGAACGUGAAGCAGAAGCUCAAAGAAAAGAACAACUUGCUGUCCAAGCAGCUGCUGAGAAACAAGCUGAAAAUGAACGAAAAGCUCAAGAGGAAGCUCGUUUAGCUGAAGAAGAACGUUUAGCAGAAGAAGCUCGUUUAGCUGAAGAAGCCAAAAUUGCAGAAGCAGCUCGCCUUGCAGAAGAAAAAGCCGCAAAAAAAGCUGAGGCUGCAAGAUUAGCAGAAGAAAAACGAAUUGCAGCAGAAGAAGCAGCAAAGAAAGAAGCUGAAGAGAAAAGAAUCGCUGAAGAAGAAGCUGCCAGAAAAGCUGAAGAACUUCGAUUAGAAGAAGAAGCUCGUUUGGCCGCUGAAAAAUUGGCUGCAGAAGAAGCUGCUAGAAAAAUUGAAGAAGAGAAGCAAGCAGAACUUGAGAAAAUUAAAGCAGAAGAAAUAAGAUUAGCUGAGUUAGAAUCUGCUGCGACAGAAGAAGAAGAAAUCGAAUUAGCGAGACAAGCGAAUGAAUUAGCACAAAUAGCUCGUCAACAAACUGAAGAUUUACAAAAUGCAGAAGGAGCUCCAAAGGUGGAAGAGGCACCUGUAGAAGAAGCCCCUGUAGUUGAAGUAACGGAAGAAGCAGAAGAGUCAGCACCUCAACAAAUUGAGGAAGCUUCAACAAUUCCCGAUGAACCAGCAGUGGAAGUAUCUGAGCCAGUUGAAACCGUUGACGAAACGCCUUUAGAAAUAUCCGAAACACCAGUCAUUAUCGAAGAACCAGUAGAUGUUGAAAACGAAAGCGUCCCAGAAGAGUCAGCAGUAGCCAGUGAAGAAACGGUUCCAGAAUCUGCUGCUGAAGAAUAAAUAAAUAAUAAAACAUCAUUAAAUUAUUCUAAUUUAUUUAAAAGUCAUACAUAAAUGACAAUCAUUAAAGUUUCAUAUUAAGUUGUUACAUUUUAUUAUCUAAGAAAGCAGCAACGUCAUUUUCAAAGCUGUCGCAUUUUUGUUGCGUAAAAAUCAUCAACUUUUCAAAAUAAUCUUCAUAAUUUUUAUCAUUCAACCUGGAAAAUAAAGAAAAUAAAUUUUUGGAACGAAUGCAUGCAUCUGUUCAUCAUUAAAAUAAAUAAAAAAUUUUGUUUUUCUUUUCAAAAAAUAAAAGAAUUAAAUAAUUAAAUUUUUCGGCAAAAGACUAGUCAGUGUCAAUCAGCCUCGAGACUCUGAAUGACAAUUUGCUUUCUUCUCCGAAUCCUUUUAAUUCUUAUCUCUUUAUGCAAGUCUUUAUGAGAUUCAUUCGCACUACCUCUCAACAAUGCAAUCUUAGUCAAUCUUUGCAGAAUGAUUGUAUGCGCACUCUUCAAGUGCCUAUGAACGUUAAUUCAUCAAUCUGUUGGGGAUUUAUGUAGUUAUUUUCAAGUUUCACUUCUACGAGCGUUCCUUAACUUUAUGUAAUCUUCCAAUCUGUUGAUGAAAGCAGUUGUAGUUUCACCAAGUGGUUCAAUCUUUCUGUUUCUGAAUAAUUUUUAGAUGAGAUCAUUGACUCAUAGCGCUAUAGGGCCCAUCGAACCUUGUUCAUACGGGCAAUGCAUUUUUGGGACCAUAUGCGAAGUAUAUAAUUUGUUUCCAAAUCAUUUGCCACUGCAACUGACUAGUCGGUGUCAAUCAG
Messenger RNA from Clunio marinus, 3541 nucleotides. Lineage: Eukaryota; Metazoa; Arthropoda; Insecta; Diptera; Chironomidae. The record is from the annotation of a GenBank genome assembly.